Mangifera indica (mango) is the source of this 2845-nucleotide messenger RNA. Its product is annotated as eukaryotic translation initiation factor 3 subunit A-like. NCBI's taxonomy places the organism in Eukaryota, Viridiplantae, Streptophyta, Magnoliopsida, Sapindales, Anacardiaceae. The record is from RefSeq and is a predicted model, not a curated record. The transcript is spliced from 4 exons. Bases 645 to 2411 code for a protein of 588 amino acids.
CGUCGCUGUUCCCCACACGACACCGUUUCACUCGUAUUCCUCUUAGGUCCAUCCUUUUCUCUCUACCCAACAAACGGAAACGUUCGCAGCUGGCUCACUCUUUGCCUACGUUCAGACGCAACACAAAAAGCAGGACACACUGACACGCCAAAUACGAAGACUCGGACUCUCUUGUUCUGGUUUCUGUUUAUGCUUCUUUUAAUGGCUGAAUCCGGGUUUCAACUAUGAAGAUCACUGAAAGCCCGCAUCCCCGGAAAAGGCCGACUUCAGCUUCAGAUCUCAAGCUCACUCGUAAGAACACCGGAAUCCUAGUCUGAACCGGGUGAGAAAGCCCGGAGUCCCGGGUCGACGGAGUAGACCGGAGACCCCGCUCUUGAAGUGGAAGGUUGAAGAUAAGGAGAGGAACCGGAAGGCUGAGGUUGAGGAAGAGGAGGUUAAUGAGGAUGGGUGGAGAAGUCGCCGGCAACAUCGAAAGGCGGCGGCGGUCGUGUCUGCGAGGAAGCUCGCUGCUGCACUUUGGCGGUUGCAGGGGUCGGAGAAUGGCAGCAGUGGCCGUGGAGAGUGUUUGGAGCGGUUAGGGUUUCAGAUGUGUGUACACGUGUUAAAUUGGCUUUUGCGAAAGGAAUGUAUCUGGAAGUGUUUAAAUGGCUUCCGAGAAAUUUAGGCUGUUUACUGCUGUACUGCAUUUUGUCAUUUUGUUAUUUACUCUGAUCUAUCUGUCUGACUUGCCUGGUUCUGGACAUGUUGAUGUUCCAUUUCAUGUUCGUCGAAGUGGCAAAGCAUAUGGUUCUGAACCAAAGGAUCCUUUACAGAGCCCUAGCUCAUCUAUCACUGGCAUUAAGAAUGGAUUCUUAUGUAAGCUCGAGCCUUCUUUUCAGUUUUCUAAUUCUGCAAUGGAGGGGGCAACGAAGUGGGACCCUGUCUGCUUAAAAAAAUCAGAUGAGGCACAGCAGAUCUAUAGCAACAUCAAGCUUCUUGACCAACAGGUAAGCGCUGUAUCAGUGGUUGCUGCUCUUGAAGCUGAACUAGAGCAGAUUCGCACUCGCAUGCAGGAGCUUGAGACUGAGCGUAGGUCUUCAAAAAAGAAACUUGAGCACUUCUUGAGGAAAGCCAGUGAAGAAAAAGCUGCAUGGCGGAGCAGGGAACGUGAGAAAAUCCAUGCAUUUAUUGAUGACCUCAAAGUGGAGUUAAGUCGAGAAAGGAAAAAUCGCCAAAGAGUAGAAAUUGUCAAUUCCAAAUUAGUUAAUGAGCUGGCAGAAACAAAAUUAACAGCAAAAAGGUAUAUGCAGGACUAUGAGAAGGAAAGAAAGGCGAGAGAAUUAAUUGAGGAAGUGUGUGAUGAGCUUGCUAAGGAAAUUGGGGAAGUUGAAGCAUUAAAAAGGGAUUCAAUGAAGCUCCGAGAGGAAGCGGAAGAUGAAAGGAAAAUGUUACAGAUGGCAGAGGUCUGGCGUGAAGAACGUGUUCAAAUGAAGCUGGUUGAUGCAAAGAUAGCGCUUGAGGAGAAGUACUCUCAGAUGAACAAACUUGUAGCAGAACUGGAGACAUUUCUGAGGUCAAGAAGUGCACCACCAGAUGUUAAAGAAUUGAAAGAAGCCGAGACGCUACGACAGGCUGCUGUCUCUGUGAAUAUUCAGGACAUCAAAGAAUUUAAAUAUGAGCUGCCCAACCCAGAUGAUAUCUUCUCUGUAUUUGAAGAUGUUAAAUUGGGUGAACCCAAUGAGAAGGAGAUUGAACAAUGUGGUGCUUAUAGUCCUGUCAGCCAUUCCUCAAAAAUUCAUGCUGUAAGUCCUGAGGUCAGUGAGGUUAACAGAGAUAGCAUUCAUAGGCACUCUAUUGCAUAUGUUGAGCAGAAUAUUGAUGUGGAAGAAGAUGAUAGUGGAUGGGAAACUGUGAGCCAUCUUGACGAUCAAGGCUCAAGUUAUUCACCUGAAGGGAGUGCAUUAGCUAUCACUAAUCGGCGACAUAGUAAUGUUUCAAGGAGUGGAAUGGAAUGGGAUGAUAAUGGAUAUGAAGGAACCCCAAUUACUGUAAUCAGUGAAGUAUGCUCAGGCCCAACAAAGAAGAAGGUGUCAUCUAUAUCAAGGCUCUGGAGAUCUGGCCUGAGUAAUGGAGAAAACUAUAGGAUAAUCACGGUUGAGGGGAUGAAGGGUAGGCUUUCAAAUGGAAGAUUAUCUAAUGUGAGUAUUGCAUCACCAGACCGGGGGUCUGGUAAAGGUGGGCUCAGCCCUCCGGAUUUGACAGGUCAAUGGAGUUCACCAGACUCAGGAAAUCCUCACAUUAUGCGAAGCAUGAAAGGGUGCAUCGAAUGGCCUCAAGGUGCACAGAAGAAUAGUUUGAAGUCGAAGCUUUUGGAGGCAAGGAUCGAAAGUCAGAAGCUUCAGCUGCGACAGGUUCUUAAACAGAAGAUUUAGGAGUAGCUCGUGAAUUUGGAAGCCGAAGCUUGCUGAAGGUUACUGGAAACGUCAGUGGAAAUAAGUGAUUUAUCUUUCAACCAGCUAAGGAACACCUUAUCUCCAGCGAGUCCAAGCUGCUCAAGAAGUUCCUGAAAAGCUUGUGAAUAAUUACACAAGAUCGGUCUCAUAAACUUGCUCAUGUCCCAGCGCCAACUUUUCUCCUGCAUCUCAUGCAAUGCCCUGGAGUCUUGUUUUAUGUUAUAUGUCAAAAUAUUGGAAACAACUUAUCUUGGUCCUAUUGUUGGAUCCUCCAUUGUGAUGAGAUGCACUGAUUUCAAUCAUUGGGAGUAUAGCAAAUUUCUUUUCCUGUGAUCCAGGGGGAGCAAUUAGUGCUCUUUGUAUCUUUGAAGAUGUCAGGACACCAUCAAUAAAAGUAAAUUUUAGACCAAAAA